GCAGAUAAAUGUAGAGUUCUCAUUUGUUCUUGUUUCCAUGGAAACCGAGAGGACUUACUGCCAAAGUCCUUUCUUACAAGUGUUACAAAACAAGCACGUGUAUUGACGAUUUAUAAUAAGUUGUUAUGAAAGAAUUACGAAAUAACCUGUAUGUUCUCAAUGACAAUUAUGAUUCGAAAAGUUUACUACUGAAUGUGUCUCUCUUUUAUUUUCUCCCUGUCUAGAAAUAUCACUAGACAAGACUGUUAUCUACAAUAUCCGGGGAAAAUAAAUAAACAUUUUUAAAGAAAUAUUCGUUAUUCACUAUUUCCCUUUUCCGAAUGACACACCCUCAUUAAUGUUUAUUUCUUUAAUUGAUAUUACACUUACAUGCUAAUUAGGUACAUCAAUUUUACUUCAAUAUCAAUGUUUCGUCGUCACACUUUCCUUAUUGAUACAUCUGCCUCGAAAGCUUUGUAAUUAUUUUCACUGAAGUGUGAAACAGUUUGCCUGGAAGAGAGAUUACUCUUAAAAGCUAUUCUAUAAAACUUUAAAAUGAAGCAGUUUUUGAUUAGGACUUCCAUAGGGAAGUCUUAUCUGUGGCGUUCUCUGGUCUAUCAACAGGCUAGACAAGGUCAUGCUACCUCGCAAGAAGUCCAUAAGCCAAUCAAAAAAAUUUUGGUUGCUAACCGAGGAGAAAUAGCUAUUCGAGUUUUUCGAGCAUGCACUGAACUUGGCAUACGCUCUGUUGCUAUUUAUUCAGAACAAGAUAAAAUGCAUAUGCAUCGCCAAAAGGCUGAUGAGUCUUACCUUAUUGGAAAAGGAUUACCUCCUGUACAAGCAUAUCUUAACAUUCCAGAAAUUAUAAAAAUUGCUCAGGAAAAUGGGAUUGAUGCUAUUCAUCCUGGAUAUGGUUUUCUAUCUGAGAGAGCUGAUUUUGCUCAAGCUUGUAUUGCAGCUGGUAUCCGUUUCAUUGGACCUUCACCAGUUGUCAUGGAAAAAAUGGGAGAUAAAGUUUCAGCUAGAAAAGUUGCAAUAUCAGCUGGUGUGAAGGUUGUACCAGGUACAGAUACUCCUGUUACUGAUGUUAGUGAGGCAUCCAAUUUUGUUAAAGAACAUGGACUUCCUAUAAUUUUAAAAGCAGCUUACGGUGGUGGCGGGCGUGGGAUGCGUGUUGUUAAAAAGUUUGAGGAAUUUGAAGAGCUUUUUAAGCGUGCUGUAUCUGAAGCUACUUCUGCAUUUGGAAAUGGAGCUGUUUUUAUUGAAAAGUUUAUUGAAAAACCCAGACAUAUUGAAGUUCAACUACUUGGUGAUAAUUAUGGAAAUGUUGUUCAUUUGUUUGAAAGAGAUUGCUCAGUUCAAAGAAGACAUCAAAAAGUGGUAGAAAUUGCACCUGCUCCAAAUUUCCAUCCUUCGAUAAGGAAGAAAAUUACAAAUGAUGCUGUGAGAUUAGCCAAGUCAGUUGGUUAUGAAAAUGCCGGUACUGCUGAAUUUCUUUUGGAUGAAAAUGGAGAUCAUUACUUUAUAGAAGUUAAUGCCAGGUUACAAGUUGAACACACUGUUAGUGAAGAGAUAACUGGGAUUGAUUUAGUUCAGUCACAAAUAAAACUCAGUGAAGGCCACAGCUUAGCAAGUCUUGGAAUGAUUCAAGAUCACAUCCACAUGAAAGGUUGUGCUAUUCAAUGUCGUGUAACUACUGAAGAUCCAGCACAAAAUUUUCAACCAGAUACUGGAAGAAUUGAGGUGUUCCGUAGCGGAGAAGGUUUUGGAAUUCGCCUUGAUGGUGCAUCUGCAUUUGCUGGUGCUGUUAUAUCUCCUUAUUAUGAUUCCCUUUUAGUUAAAGUUAUUGCUCAUGCUCGUGAUCUCGCUGCCACUUCUUCCAAAAUGAGCAGAGCUCUUAGAGAGUUUCGUAUUAGAGGAGUAAAAACUAAUAUCCCAUUUCUUCUUAAUGUUUUGGAGAAUCCAAAGUUUUUAAGUGGUACAAUUGAUACAAAUUUCAUUGAUGACAAUCCUCUUUUGUUUCAAUUUGAAGCAACUCAGAAUAGGGCUCAAAAAUUGCUAAGAUAUAUUGGUGAAGUUAUGGUUAAUGGCCCUACCACACCAUUAGCUACUAAUUUAGUGCCAUCUGAGUUAGAUCCAGUAGUGCCAGAAAUUCCAGCAGGCUUCAAACCUUCCAAAGGCUUCAGGGAUAUUUUGUUAAGAGAAGGACCAGAGGCAUUUAGCAAAGCUGUACGAAAUCACAAAGGUCUAUUGUUGAUGGACACAACAUUCCGUGAUGCUCAUCAAUCUCUUUUAGCUACCCGAGUUCGUUCUUAUGAUCUCCUCAGAAUUUCACCUUUUGUUGCUCAUAGUUUCAAUAACUUUUUUAGUCUUGAAAAUUGGGGAGGAGCUACUUUUGAUGUUGCAAUGAGAUUUUUGCAUGAGUGUCCUUGGGAACGCUUGCAGAAUAUGCGAAAUCUCAUUCCUAAUAUUCCUUUUCAAAUGCUGCUGAGAGGAGCUAAUGCAGUAGGCUAUACAUCAUAUCCUGAUAAUGCUGUGUUUAAAUUUUGUGAAAUGGCUAAGAAGCACGGAAUGGAUGUAUUUAGGGUCUUUGACUCCUUAAAUUAUUUACCAAACUUAAUUCUAGGAAUGGAAGCUGCUGGAAAUGCAGGGGGAGUGGUUGAAGCUGCAAUUUCCUACACGGGUGAUGUAUCAAAUCCAAAACGCACAAAAUAUGACUUGAAUUAUUAUUUAAAACUGUCUGAUGAAUUAGUGAAGGCAGGAACCCAUAUUCUUUGCAUAAAGGAUAUGGCUGGACUUCUUAAGCCACAAGCAGCAAAAAUUCUAAUAACUGCUUUGAGAGAUAGACAUCCUGAUAUACCUAUUCAUAUCCACACACACGACACAGCUGGUGCUGGUGUUGCCUGUAUUUUGGCUUGUGCAGAAGCUUCUGCUGAUAUUGUUGAUGUUGCCGUUGACUCUAUGUCUGGCUUAACAUCACAACCUAGUAUGGGAGCUGUAGUAGCCUGUCUUGAAGACACUGCGCAUGACACUGAAAUUAAAUUGAGCAAGAUAAGUGAAUACUCUGCUUUCUGGGAACAAACACGCACACUUUACGCCCCAUUUGAAUGUACUGCAACCAUGAAAAGUGGAAAUGCUGAUGUUUAUGAAAAUGAAAUACCUGGUGGUCAGUAUACUAAUUUGCAGUUUCAAGCCUUCAGCUUAGGGCUUGGUGAACAUUUUGAAAAGAUUAAAAAAGCUUAUGCUGAAGCCAAUAAACUCUUGGGUGACCUUAUAAAAGUCACUCCUACCUCCAAAGUAGUUGGAGAUUUAGCACAAUUUAUGGUACAAAAUAAGCUCUCUGCUCAAGAAAUAGAAGAAAGGGCUGAAGAUCUCAGCUUCCCAAGUUCUGUCAUUGAAUUUAUGCAAGGUUAUAUUGGAACACCACAUGGUGGAUUUAAAGAGCCUCUCAGAUCCAAAAUCUUGAAAGGUAUGACUAGAAUUGAAGGAAGGCCUGGAGAAAUUUUGCCUCCAUUGGAGUUUGAUAAAUUGAAAGCUGAACUGGAAGAUAAGCAUGGCAUGGCUGUAAGUGAAUUAGAUGUGAUGAGUUCUGCCAUGUAUCCAAAAGUUUGUGAUGACUACAUCGCUUUUAGAAAUACCUAUGGGCCUGUUGAUUGUCUGAGCACACGUAUCUUUUUAGUUGGACCAAAAGUAGCUGAAGAAUUUGAAGUUAAUAUUGAGAAAGGUAAAACAUUGCAUAUUAAAACUCUCGCUGUCUCUGAGAAAAAAAAUAGUGCUGGUGAAAAAGAAGUUUUCUUUGAACUAAAUGGUCAGCUGAGAUCUGUCCUUAUUAGAGAUAAAUCAGUUAAAGAUGAAAUACAUAUUCGACCUAAAGCUGAAAAGGGAAAGAAGGGUUCUGUUGGUGCGCCAAUGCCUGGCACUGUUAUUGAUGUUAAAAUUGAAGAAGGUAAAAGAGUUGAGAAAGGAGAUGCCAUGAUUAUUUUAAGUGCCAUGAAAAUGGAAAUGGUUGUUCAAGCUCCAAUAUCUGGUAUGGUUAAAAAAGUUCAUGCAGCUAACGAGAUGAAAGUGGAAGGAAACGACCUUUUGGUGGAGAUAGAAUAGUGACUAAUAGAAUAGAGGCAAAUUUCAGAUAUCUCCAAUGGCUUGGUAUAGCUGUGGUCUAAGGUGGGUCACAUAUCGUUUGCCAAAUAUUUUGCCAAACAAAUCACUUUUUGUUUUCUUUACAGUGUUUUUAUAUCUUCGCAUUUUUUUCACUAAUCUUCUUUUUUUUUUUAAUUCCUAAAUUUGUUUUAUAUAUAUAUUUACAAAAUAAGUCAAGAAUCUGGAUGAUAAAUCCAAGAAUCAGUUAAGGAACAGAAUGCAUUUUGGUAAAGUUUGAUGAAUUAAUGCAUUUUGUUUUUAAUUUCAAUCAUCUAAUAUAUUGCAACGAUAAUUCAAACUUCUUUAUUUCCUUGAUGCGUGAAUUAAGUCCUAUUGUGAACGUAUUACAUUUUAUGUUUUUAUCGAAAAAAUAUCUUUAUUUCUCAGUUUUUUUUAAUAUAUAUAUCAGGGUUUAAGCUGAGUCUAAAAAUUCAUUAGCAAAAAAGCAAAAAUCUGAAAAAAAGUUUUAGCAAAAUGCUAAAAUGCCAUUAGGCUUAUAAAAUUACUUUAUAUCAAACAAGUACUGUAAGUUAUCUGACAAAGAAUAGCUUAAUGUACAAGAAUAUCAAAAAGAAUACCUAUAACAAAAAAAAACACAUUUAUUAUUUAUCAAAACAUUUUGGUUUAUAAUUAACAAUCUUCCUUUCUUUCAUGUUUGCCCAUUUUACAAAUGCUUCUUGAAAGUUAAAUGCACUUUCAGGGCCCUCAAUAUUAAUCAUUAACAAAUUGUUUACAUGGUUGAUUAGCAGCAACCUGUUUCGAAUAUUAGUUUUAAUCAAAUUAAGGCAGCUAAAGCCCCUUUCACAGUCAACAGUGUGCAUUGGUAUUGUUGCACAAUACUCUAUAACAGAAGUUAUUAGUGGGUACUGUUCAGACACAUCAUUGGUAUAUAAAAAUAAAAGUAAUUCAUUAAAUGACAUGUUUUUACAUCGUUGCAUUAAGAUGUGUUUAAAUAAUCCCCAUUUUUUUUAACGGAAUUUAGUAAAAUCCUUUAGCAAAAAUGCGAAAAUGCUUUGUUGAAUUUUAGCAUUUUUGAUGGGUCUUUUCGCAUUUUGCGAAAAAAGCUACCGUAGCGGAAACCCUGAUAUAUAUGUAUAUUUGCCACAGUUGCAGUGCAAGUUUAAUUUUAUCAUUCUAAUUAUAAUAUUAAAACAAUGUUUAUUUGCGCUAAAUAUAAUUAAUCUGUUUUGUGUAUAAUGCUUUUAAAGUUGCAUUUAGUACUAAUGCAUUUCUUUAAACUUAUUGAUUUAAUUUCAAUACUAGAUUUAUUUUUGUUUCUUGUUCUUUUUUACACCACAGAAAAGUUUAGCAUUUGAAUAUUACAUUAAAAUUAUGAACAUCUUAUUUGAAAUGUGCUGUUUUAGUGCCUAAUAACAAAUGCUUCCAGAUAAUUCCGUCUUGUUGCAUUACUUCCAAAACAAAUGAAUUUAUAAUUUGACUUCAAUGUUCAAAAUUAUUUUCUUGUACAUGUUACUAUUCCAAUAUAAUAGUGUUAAAGUGUAUGUGAAAAAGCUCAUAGAUAUUCAUUUAAAUAUUUAAUUGAAUUGAAGUGAUAGCAAAUGUUAUUUUUAUAAAAAAGUGUUAUACAUGAAUUCGUUUUUGAACUUAGUAUAUACAUGAUGUAAUAUGUUAUUUUAUUCUUUUGAAUCAUUAUUGGUUCAAAAGAAUAUCAUUAUUGAAUCUAUAUAUCAUUAUUGAAUUGUAUAUAUAGAAAGUAUUAAGGAUAUUAUUUUAGAACAAAUUGUUUGAAAGUUAUUAUAUAGUUUCUAAUAAAUAUUUUGUUAGCAUUG
This is a messenger RNA of Parasteatoda tepidariorum (common house spider), 5909 nucleotides long. RefSeq names its product Pyruvate carboxylase (gene PCB). Gene Ontology annotation, cellular component: cytoplasm. Gene Ontology annotation, biological process: pyruvate metabolic process; gluconeogenesis. Gene Ontology annotation, molecular function: ATP binding; metal ion binding; pyruvate carboxylase activity. Lineage: Eukaryota; Metazoa; Arthropoda; Arachnida; Araneae; Theridiidae. The record is from RefSeq and is a predicted model, not a curated record.